This is a messenger RNA of Morone saxatilis (striped sea-bass), 3912 nucleotides long. RefSeq names its product zinc finger protein ZFAT-like. Lineage: Eukaryota; Metazoa; Chordata; Actinopteri; Moronidae. Gene Ontology annotation, cellular component: chromosome. Gene Ontology annotation, biological process: regulation of transcription by RNA polymerase II. The record is from RefSeq and is a predicted model, not a curated record. The transcript has 23 exons. Gene Ontology annotation, molecular function: chromatin insulator sequence binding. The coding region runs from base 161 to 3679 and encodes 1172 amino acids.
UUCCGCUGGUUGGACAGACUUGUGUGGCAGAUUCGACAGAAAGUUCUGCGUAUGUACUGUAAAACUAAUCUCCAAAUCCAAAUUCAGGGAUUAUAUUUAGUGAUAUGACGCCUCAAACCCAUCGAUAAAUUAGUAUUCUUUUGUUGUUUACGUGGAUAACAUGGACGGACAAAAAGCAGCAGGUUCUGUGUUUAUGUGUCGGCUGUGCAACCUCUUCUCUCCCAGUCGCUCUCAGCUGCUGGCCCAUUGCUCCCAGCUGCACCCCCAGCAGGAUCCUCCUGAUGACAUCAUCAUUGCACUGCAGCCCCUUGUAGGAGAGCCUGUGGAGACACUGGCAGAGAGCCCGGUGAAGCGAAAACGAGGCCGUCCGAAAGGCUCUACGAAGAAGAUGCGCACCGAUUUGACAGAGGGCAAGGCUGGCUCCGCCCAUUCUCCAAAGGAUAAUGUUCAAAGAGAAGAAGAAGGGAAUAAGGAGGAGGGAGAUACACAAUGUAGCACAAUAGAAGGAGAAAGCCAUGAUGAGAUGUUGGGGCUGGAAUGUAGAGACUGUCAUCGCACGUUCAGAAACAGACGACAGAUCCUCAAACACAUCUGCCUAAGAGAAGAGGAACAGGAGGAGGACGAAGAGGAGAAUGGGAGCAUCGGUGAUGGAGCAGGAGUUGACGGUUCUGGGAGUUUGGAUUCUGAGGGAACAGAUCCAAAUCAGAAGCAGCAAAACUCAGCAAGACCAGGGUUUGGGAGAGAAAAGGACGUUGGCAGCUCAAGAACCCAGAGAACCAACCGAAGCCGCAUCUCCAAAGAAGGCCUAGCAACAGGAAACAAAAAGUCUGUCAUCAGUGUUGUUCUGACAGAAGAUAAAACACUUCCAGGUGUUUCUAAAAUUGUUCCAGUAGAGGACAAUUCAGCCGAAAAAGCAGAGUCUGCAGCCAUCCAAACUCAACCUCAGUCUGCAGUCUUCCAGAGUCAGUCAAAAGACCUUGCAAGUGACGCCAAAGCCUGCGAUGGUAACCCUAAAACAGAUCAAGAGCCAAGUUCUGACCUGACCUCCACAACAACGGCAGCAGCCAACAGAGGCUUCCAGGAAUAUUCUAUAAAGCAAGAUGCUACCAAUUUACUUCAGAGCCAGUUGAAGAUCUUUGCCUGUGAGUUCUGUAAUAAGAUCUUUAAAUUCAGACACUCGCUAGUUGCCCACCUAAGGACACACACCCAGGAGAAACCGUUCCAGUGUCCACACUGUGACUACGCAUCAUCGAUCAAAGCCAACCUAAACGUUCACCUGAGGAAGCACACAGGAGAGAAGUUCAGCUGUCAGCACUGUCCCUUCAACUGCCUCAGCCCAGGACACCUCAAGGUCCACAUAGAGCGAGUCCAUUUAAAGGUGAAGCAGCACUGCAGCUUCUGUGAGAAAAAAUACUCAGAUGUGAAGAACUUACUGAAACACAUGGAGAAACAACACAACCUUAAAGACCCUGCUGUCCACCAGACUUACCAACAACUCAGGUUAAAGACUCGUCAGGGCCUCAGGCAGCUCCUCUACCACUGUCCCACCUGCAACCGACGCUUUAAAAACCACCUCGAGCGGGAGCGCCACCUGUUAGUCCACGGACCCCAGCGCCCCUUCGCCUGCCUCCUCUGUGACCAUGCUACAACCAAGAUGGCUGCCCUCGCUGCUCACAUCAGGAAGCACCUCUUCCUGUACGUGUGCUGCGUGUGUGACAGGAAGUUUGUCAGCUCUCAGAGACUGAGGAGUCACCUGAAAGAGUCUCACGCUGAGCUGGACCAGGAGCAGGGCUUCACAGACAGUAUCAACAACAGCUACUAUCUGGUGCAGCCUGGAGGAGGCAUGUGGGGGGAUGAGGAGGGGGAAGAUAUGGAGGAAAGGAUGAAGGAAGCGCGCAGGAUAGAGCAGGAGGGUGAAGAUGAGAGGACGAGAGAGGAGGGUGGAAGAAAUGGUGUAGGAGGGGAAGGGGAGCAGCUGGAAGUAGCAACGAAUGAAAAUAGGGAGCAAGAGAAGGAGGGAGAACGAGCUACAUCACAGGGUGAAAAAGUGCAAGUGAUAGAAGGAGAGGCAGGGAAAGAAGGAGAAUUAGAAAAUGGAGGUGCAAAGCAAGGUUCCCAAGCAGAGCUCCACCAAGCAAUUUCUGUGGAGACCACAACUCCCACUGACAGACGGGAUGAAGUUACAACUCGGGAGAAGUCACAGGACAACACACUGGACUCAUGGUGCAUGAGUCCACUUCAGAGUGCAUUCCAGCAGGUGUUGUCAACUCUUCCUAAGACUCGAUUUAAUAUGGAGUCUUUCCAACGGCUCAGGAAAAUUUAUGGAGACCUGGAAUGUCAAUACUGUGGUAAACUGUUCUGGUACAAAGUCCACUAUAACGUCCACGUACGCACACACACCAAGGAGCACUCGCAUUACUGUUCAAAGUGUAGCUACUCGUCCAUCACCAAAAGCUCUUUAAAGCGGCACCAGAUCCACAAGCACAGCGGCUUGCUGCUGUCUUGUUCGGAUACUGACUGUAAAUACACAACACCAGACAAAUACAAGCUUCAAGCCCAUUUGAGGACGCAUCAAGAACAGGGGAAGAGUGUGUCUUGUCCUGUCUGCGAGCACCGCUAUCCAGAGCACAGACUGAAACACCACAUCAAAACAUCCCACCCUGACGCACUACCUCAGCAUGGUAAAGGACUGAUGGUGCAGCGUGCAGAGAAGUGCCCCUACUGCGACUCCUACUUCCUUAAGAACAGCAGUGACUUUCAGCGGCACAUCUGGGCCCACCAAGGUUUGAAGCCAUACGUCUGCAGUGUGUGUGACUAUGCUGGCCGCAGCAGGAGUAACCUGAAGACUCAUAUGAACCGACACAACACAGAGAGACGUCACCUCUGCGAUCUGUGUGGUAAAAAGUUCAAAUCUAAGGUUACGCUGAAAAGCCACAGACUGAGCCACACCAAUGAAGGAAAACGUUUUCAAUGUUCGGAGUGCGACUUUACCUCGGUGUCUAAACCUUCCUUGCUCAGACACAUGGAGCAACACGCUGAGUUUAAGCCAUUUCGCUGUGCCCACUGCCACUACUCCUGUAACAUUGCUGGUCCACUGAAGCGACACUACAACAUGAAACACCCAGAUCAGAAAUAUCAGAAUGCCGGACAUGGCCUGCCUAACCCUGAUGCUCUGAAACAGCAAGGUGGUAUGAAGUGUCCUGAGUGUGAGUUUGUUUAUGGGACCAAGUGGGAGCUGAACCGCCACCUGAAGAGCAAACACAGCCUGAAAGUGGUGGAAGGCACCUGGGAGGUAGGGGAGGCAGUAGAGGCCCAAUAUGUUCCUGUGGAGGAUGUGGAGCAGCUGACAGAAGCACCUGUAACAGCCCUGCAGGACAACGUUAAUAUCCAGCAGAUCACUGAAUUCAAUUCAGAGACUCAUGAUGCUGUCACUUCCAUGGUCGCAAUGGCUCCAGGCACGGUAACCGUCGUACAACAGCUGCAGGUGGCUGAUGAGCAGGAGGUCGGUCACUGCAGCAACCAGCUGAUGGUGGUGGACGCAGAGGGGGGUCUAACUGGUGACCAGGUGAUGGUGGUGGAGGACGCACACGGCCUGGAAGCUCUGACAGUCCUCACUCAGGGAGAAAACACGCACCACUAUAUCGUCUACGUCCACGAACACACUGUAGAAAUCAACUAGUAAUCAGUUAUCAUUUCAACAGAGGACAAAAAACAGGAAUUCGUGAGUUUCUCUUUCAUCAUGAAGGAUUUCCUUAAUCACGUUUAUUUUUUCAGUCAUGUAGUAAUUAUGAGAACAAAAAGUGCAAUAUUUGGUUGUGUGAUUAUGUGAUUUUUGUACUUAAAAAGUAUAUUUAAAUAAAACCCCUGUCCUGCACUGCUUGAUGCAAUGGAGUGCUGGAAUUUUCUAAAAAA